This is a messenger RNA of Hibiscus syriacus, 1141 nucleotides long. RefSeq names its product reticulon-like protein B4. The transcript has 5 exons. The coding region runs from base 83 to 832 and encodes 249 amino acids. NCBI's taxonomy places the organism in Eukaryota, Viridiplantae, Streptophyta, Magnoliopsida, Malvales, Malvaceae. The record is from RefSeq and is a predicted model, not a curated record.
AUUUCUUUUCUGGAGUUUUCUUUUGGAUCUUCAAAAGCUAGGAAAGAAGUAGUUAGGCAUCUAGAAAUUCGGUUGAGAAAAAAUGGCCGUGCACGAAGAGAAGCACGAGGAAUCGUUGUUGGAGAAGAUAUCUGAGAAAAUCAAAGGUGAUUCAUCUUCUUCUUCGGAUUCCGAUGACGAUAAGCCAUCGGAAUCAUCGAUGAAGGUCAAAGUCUUCCGUCUCUUUGGAAGAGAAAGGCCGGUCCACCAUGUUCUCGGUGGAGGUAAACAGGCUGAUAUUUUCCUGUGGAGGAACAAAAAGGUUUCGACAGGAGCCCUAGGCAUUGCAACUGUGAUAUGGGUUUUGUUUGAAUUGUUCGAAUACCACCUUCUCACACUAGUUUGUCACUUGUUGAUACUUGCACUUGCACUUCUGUUCUUGUGGUCAAAUGCUACUUCCUUCAUUCUCAAGUCUCCACCACGCAUUCCUGAAGUUCAAAUCCCCAAGGACCCAGUUUUAGAGUUUGCGGAGGCACUUAGGUUUGAGAUUAACCGGGCUCUUGCUGUCCUGCGGGAUAUUGCAUCAGGAAGAGAUCUUAAGAAGUUCCUCUCUGUGAUCGCUGGCUUGUGGGUCUUGUCUAUUGUGGGAAAUUGGUGCAACUUUUUGACACUGUUCUACAUAGUCUUUGUUCUACUACACACUGUGCCUGUGCUGUAUGAGAAAUAUGAAGACAAGGUGGACCCGUUUGCUGAGAAAGCAUGGCAUGAGAUCAAGAAGCAGUAUGCAGUGUUAGAUUCAAAAGUUCUAAGUAAGAUUCCCAGGGGACCAUUGAAGAAGGAGAAGAAAAAUUAGGUUGCGGGUGAAAAUGUUACUGUUGCUAGGUUUUUGACAUACAUCUGCUAUCUGUGUUUGUGAAGGUAGUGUUAAAAUUUAUCUAGUAUGGUCACGAUUUGUUGAAAAUGUGAUCUUUCUUUACUACACACAUGGUAGCCUUCUAUGGGUCUAUAUGUUAUGUGGCAAUAUGUUAUCAUAUUGUAUGUUGUGGAUUAGUGUGUUGUACAUUGGGUUGAAGGUUCUUGGUUAUGGAUAUCUCUCUGAAUGGUUCACUUUGCUUUAUGUUGGAGGCUUGAUUGAUUCAUGAUCGUUUAAACUGCUAUUGCA